Messenger RNA from Angiostrongylus costaricensis, 270 nucleotides. The record is from the annotation of a GenBank genome assembly. Lineage: Eukaryota; Metazoa; Nematoda; Chromadorea; Rhabditida; Metastrongylidae.
AUGCGUUGGCUGAAGGAGAAUGUUGUUCGUCUCGUAGCAUUCAUUGUCCAUGAACCGAUACUCUGUGUGCAGUAUGUGCUUCUGGCAGUCUUCGCAUUCGUUAUGUUAGUAUUUGUAAUGCAUUGGAAAAUACAAAAGUCGGUCAAGAAACAAGAGAAGAUAAGAAAACAGAAAGAGAAAAUUUUACGAAAACUGCAUGACAGUCGCCGAAAAGCACGAAAUGAGUCGGAGAAUGUUCUAAUGAUGAUGGAAAAGGAUAAGAAUGAGUAA